Molecule: messenger RNA, 357 nt
Organism: Protopolystoma xenopodis
Lineage: Eukaryota; Metazoa; Platyhelminthes; Monogenea; Polystomatidea; Polystomatidae
Source: the annotation of a GenBank genome assembly
AUGUCCGACACCCUCAAGACUAGGAAACAUGCCAAACAAACCAAUCACACAUUCAGCCUUGUACUGAGCCCCAUUCAGCGUUGCCAGGGCAUCCCAGUCCGUCUCUGUCGAGUCUGCAAAUCCCGCCAUUUUGACACAUUUUCGUCUCUAAAUCGAGGCGUCGCCACCUGGCAACCUGUUUUGUGCGGUCGUGCCGGAGACAAAGCCUUUUGUAUGCACAUUUUUUCGGAGACCGGCUCAAAGACGGAUGAGCCAAAAGAGGUGGAAAAGGUGAAACGGUUGAACUACGUACCGAGGAUGAGGCUGCACAGCUCCUCGAAGGCGAUCAGUAGGGCGAAACAGCAAAAAGCCAGAUGA